AUGUUCUGUGUUCUUGAGCUAAUCUCCGGAAAUUCUGUGUUUGGUGACUGGUUUUGCUACAAGAUGUCAGUAGGUCUCGUCUGGCUGAUUCUUUCUGUCACUACAAUCGGCAGUACAGCAUAUAUGCCUCAGACCAAAUGUUCAACGCCAACUGCUCCACAGGAGGGAUCUGUACAUACUUUGUACAAGUCAUACCUUAGCAUCGCUGUGGCCACUUACAGUUGUUCAAGUGGAUAUCAUCUCUAUGGUUCCAGAACUCGUUUAUGUGUGGGUGGACAUUGGCUGAGACAACAGCCAACUUGCGAGCGAGAAGUGUGUUCCCAUUUGAAAGACCCUGUUGGUGGGACCGUCAGGAUUGUGUAUCAUGUAGGGAGGAGAUCAGGGUUUGCAAGCUAUAGCUGUAAUGUUGGUUAUCGUCUACAAGGUGAACGCUUGAGGAAUUGUGUUAAAGGGCAAUGGCUAGGAGAGAAGCCCGUAUGUUCGACCAAAGUAUGUUCACGUCGAUCUAAUCCAGUUGGUGGUUUUGUCAAAAUUGUUCUUCGAUCCCAACAUACAUCUGGAGUGGCUACCUACAGUUGCAAGGUUGGAUAUGAUUUGAAAGGUGAAAGUGUGAGGAAAUGUGUUGAGGGCCAUUGGCAGGGAAGCAAACCAUCUUGUUCAAUCAAAGAAUGUCGUUUUCCUCCUCCUUCUGAAUUUUCAAUUGGCCCAAAAGUAACCAGUCACAACGGCUUGAAGAAAGCCAAAUACCAAUGCAGACCACACUACAAGAUGAGAGGUCAGAAGACACUGAUCUGUCGAAAUGGAGUCGUUAAUGGAAAUGCUCCUACAUGCCAUCUCAGUAAGCAAGAAUGA
Corticium candelabrum is the source of this 852-nucleotide messenger RNA. RefSeq names its product sushi, von Willebrand factor type A, EGF and pentraxin domain-containing protein 1-like. The record is from RefSeq and is a predicted model, not a curated record. Lineage: Eukaryota; Metazoa; Porifera; Homoscleromorpha; Homosclerophorida; Plakinidae. The coding region runs from base 1 to 852 and encodes 283 amino acids. The transcript has 6 exons.